Molecule: messenger RNA, 1398 nt
Organism: Prunus armeniaca (apricot)
Lineage: Eukaryota; Viridiplantae; Streptophyta; Magnoliopsida; Rosales; Rosaceae
Source: the annotation of a GenBank genome assembly
AUGGGCCCACUUGGGGAUGGGAUUACUGGUGCGCAUAUUCGAGGUCGCAGAGUACUAGGCAAAUCUGCUGAGAUGACAGAUCAGGAAGCCCAGGAGAUACUCAGGAAUGAUAAGUGGGCGAAUGAGCUUGCGGAAAAGCUUGGGGAGGUGGAAGAAGGGUCACAGGACUUGAGCAUCUACAGAGUUCCAAGUAAACUUCGAAAAGUGAAGGAUGGUGCAUACAACCCUCGCGUUGUCUCUAUUGGACCUCUCCAUCGAGACAAUAAUCCUAACCUUUUAGCUAUGAAAGAACAUAAAUGGCGUUACAUGCUCCUCCUUUUCCAGCAAACAGACAACCCCAAAAAUACUAUCGAAUGCUUGCAAAAGUGCACCAAUGCCUUUUAUGCUUCAGGAAAGCACCCUUUAAAUAAAAAAGUUCGUGAAAGCUAUGCUGUAGAUCUCACAAAUAUUGGGGAGCAUGAUCUCGCAGAAAUGAUGUUAGUCGACGGCUGCUUCAUAUUGCAACUUCUCCUUAGGAAUCACCAAUCCUGCGACCAAGCUAAUGAUCCAAUAUUCAGUAGUGCUUGGAUGCUCCCAACACUUAGACAUGAUCUGACAUUACUUGAAAACCAGAUCCCUUUCUUUAUUCUCGAAGAAUUGUAUCGCAUUAUUAUACAGCCUCACAUCGAGAAAUACCCAAAGCCAAACUCGGUCGCUAGCCUCGCUCUCAAGUUUUUUCAACCUAUGCACCAACAGACAAUAAAAGAAGGUACGAACACCGAAGACUGCAAGCAUUUACUUCAUCUUUUGCACAACUUCUUCCGCCCAAGUUUGGGCCAUAUCAUUGAACUGGGGGGUCCUGCAACGCCAAGCAACCAACAGACAAAAAAAGAAGGGUCAGCCGACGGCCAGUUGUUGAGCAUAAAUUUUAAUCAUGGAGCAAUCAAAAUUCCACCAUUGUUCAUUGACGACACAACAGAUUCGCUCUUCCGGAACCUGAUAGCUUUCGAGCAAUGCCAUCUCAAGAGUUCGCAUCACAUCACAUCGUAUGUCAUCGUUAUGAAGAGCCUCAUACGUUCCAAAGAGGAUAUCAAACUACUCAAGAAAAAAGGGAUCAUACAUGAAAAUUUUGCAGGAGGAAAAUAUUAUGUUGAUUUCGAAAGUAUUUUAGACCAUAUUAACCUGAAGGAGUUCUGGUUUGAAGAGUUGUGCGACGCUGUGAAUGAAUAUAGUAAGUCAAGUAAGUUUCAUCACUGGCACAAAUUCAGAGCAUUUUGGAUGGUGCGACUUCAGAGAUAUAUGAAGUCCCUUUAUGUCACAUAUUUCUCUAGUCCGUGGAGUUUCAUUGCAUUCUUGGCUGCAGCUGUCGUUUUCGGUCUCACUGUGACACAGACACACUACGCCAUUGACCCUCGCUAG